Messenger RNA from Physella acuta, 432 nucleotides. RefSeq lists its product as uncharacterized. Lineage: Eukaryota; Metazoa; Mollusca; Gastropoda; Physidae. Gene Ontology annotation, biological process: glycolytic process. Gene Ontology annotation, cellular component: cytosol. Gene Ontology annotation, molecular function: glyceraldehyde-3-phosphate dehydrogenase (NAD+) (phosphorylating) activity. The record is from RefSeq and is a predicted model, not a curated record.
AUGACGGAUUGGUUUACUGAGAUAUUUGAGCAAUUCAAAACAAAUGCAAGUACUCGGACGUUCUUAAUAGAUUCUCUUAACACAAAAACAAAUGAGAUUAACUGUGAGGAAUUUGGAAUUGAUGCUUGCUCGCAUCAAGUGGAAUUGCAGGAUAUAAAAACCAAGCAUUUUUGGAGUGGUAAGUUCACAGAUCUACGGAGCAAGUUAGGAGAGUUUGAGGUCCAGUCCCUUGAAGGCAUCCUGGGUUAUACUGAUGAUGAGUUUGUGUCGCGGGACUUCUUGGGAGAUGACAUAAGCUCUAUUUUUUAUGCCAGGGCUGGCAUUGCCUUGAAUAAUAACUUUGUUAAAUGGGUGUCAUGGUAUGAUAAUGAGUAUGGCUACGGCAACCGUGUAGUUGAGCUUUUCCAGCAAGGUCAGUUCAAUGUCGACUAA